This is a messenger RNA of Panicum hallii, 1282 nucleotides long. Its product is annotated as CBS domain-containing protein CBSX5-like. The record is from RefSeq and is a predicted model, not a curated record. Bases 27 to 959 code for a protein of 310 amino acids. The transcript has a single exon. NCBI's taxonomy places the organism in Eukaryota, Viridiplantae, Streptophyta, Magnoliopsida, Poales, Poaceae.
ACGCCGCGACGCUCGCGUCCGGUUGAAUGAAUAUUCGUGCUCAUCCGGAUCUUGCAUUGAUUCCGUCGCUCUGGUCAACGUGUUGUGAUCUGGGCAGUGUGCUGGAGGCGGUGGACUCGUUCCUGGGCGGCGCGCACUGCCUCGUGGUGCCGCUCCGGGAGCGCUGGCGGCGCGGCGAGCGGUGCCUGUGCUGGCUCACGGUGGAGGACGUGGCGCGCUUCUUCCUCAGCUCCAUCGGGCUCUUCUCCCCGACCGCCUCCCGCUCCGUCUCCGACCUCGGCGUCGUCCGCCCGGCCACCCUCACCGUCGCCGCCGGGGAUACCGCGCUCUCCGCCCUGCCGCUCCUUCGCGCUGCGAUGGCGUCGCACACCGCCGUGGCCGUCGUCCCGUCCCUGUUCCCCCGCCGCCGCCUCGUCGGCGAGAUCUCGCCGUCCGCUCUCUGCUCCUGCGGAGCGUCCGCGGCGGCGGCCAUCGCGGCGCUCCCGGCCGGGGACCUCCUGGGCUUCAUCGGCUGGGGCGGCGCCCCGCCCGAGGCCGCGCUCCACGCCGUCCGCUCCCGCCUCCGCCGGCGCAGCCUCCUCGGCAUGCUCGACCUGCUCUACGGCGUGGACCCCUCCUCGUCGUCGUCGUCCUCCGCGUCCUCCUCGUCGUCCUCUUCGUCCGACGACGACGACGACGAGAGGAGGAGCUGCGUAGCGUCGCCGUGCUCGAGGCGAGGCAAGCGCGGUUCGUUCUCGGGGGCGCGCGCCGCGGGGAGGCGGGCGGCGGAGGCGGCGAUCGUGUGCCGCAGGGGGAGCUCGCUGGUGGCGGUGAUGGUGCAGGCGACGGCGCACCGCUCGACGCACGUGUGGGUGGUGGAGGAACAGGAGGGGGAGGAGCGCGAGCUGGUGGGCGUCGUCGGCCUGCUCGACGUUCUGCGGGUGCUCAGGCACCACCUGCAGCAGCCGCCUCCCAUCUAGCGGCGAACCAGAUGAAUCAGGCGGGGGGUUUGUAGCAAUUCGCAAUCCAGAGUGUGCAUGGAUGGCAAUCUGCUGUUGAUCCGAGAGUGUAGAUCGUCUGCCAGUUGUUGCAGGUUUUGGUGGUAUUUUGUACGGUUUGGCCUGAAUUGGGGUUGGUGCCGAGCAACGAGGUUUGUCCCAUCCGAGACGACAGACGAGCAGAGGUUCCCCAGUUCCGAUGCAUUCAUCUCGCUAGGCCCUGGACCUGAACGUGUUCCCUUCGCCUCGUGCAAGUAUGGUUGGCUCCGGCAGCGCGAGGUGCGUCUUCACAUCCUAAACACUAA